AGUUAGGGGUUGAGUGACUAUUUGAAAGUAAAACGGGCUUGGAUAUUAUUGCCUGGCGAUUCUAUCCACAUACCAUCACCAUCAUCAUCAUCACAAUCGUCAUCAACAUCGGCCUUGGCAGGUCACAUUUCGCAGCAGAGAGAGAAACGCAGGCAACCCCCGCAGACACAGACACACAUAGAUUGUGGGCUUUGUGGGGGGUGGGGGUUGUCUCUGAAGCAGAGAUGGCGUUGGGAAAUGCAUUUUGGGUGGGUCAAGCUAACCCACUUCCUCAAUUCAGACCACAAUUUUGUUGCUCUGAUUUUUCAACCAACAAAUUUAUCAAUAAUAAUAAUUUGAGUUUCGUUCUGGGUUGGGGUUGUACUCUUCAAACCAAGCCUCCCAUUUCUUCCUCUUCUUCUUCUUCUUCUUCUCCUUCUUCGUCUUCCUCCUCUCCUUCUCUUCCUUCUUCAAUCAGGAACCGUAGAAAGUCAAACCUUUAUUGCCGUUGUAGUAGUAACAACAGGAAUGACUCUAAUGGGUCUUCGUUGGAAUGGGAUUGGACUCGUUGGACCCGCCAUUUCUCUGAGAUUGAACAAGCCGAGAGCUUUGCUUCUGUUCUCAAGUUUCAACUUGAAGAUGCAAUUGAGAAGGAAGACUUCCAAGAAGCUGCAAAGUUGAAAAUGGCCAUUGAAGAAGCUACAUCCAAGGAUGCUGUUGCUGAAAUCAUGUCUGAGUUGAAGAGUGCAAUAGAUGAAGAGCGUUAUCAUGAUGCUUCAAAGUUAUGCAGACACACUGGAAGUGGACUGGUAGGUUGGUGGGUUGGCUAUUCCAGAGAUUCAGAUGAUCCUUUUGGUAGAUUAAUACAUAUAACUCCUGGUGUUGGUAGAUUUGUUGGCAGAUGUUACAGUCCAAAGCAGUUGGUAACUGCAUCUUCAGGGACUCCCCUUUUUGAAAUUUUUGUGGUAAAAAGUGUCGAUGACACAUAUGUUAUGCAGGUUGUAUACUUGCAACGAGCCAAAGGAAACUCUACAAAUUCCCCAAAUUCACCAUUCAAACCUGCAAAAAGCCAAUCAACUCCUGAAGUUGAGAAUGCAUCUGUAGCAGAUGCUCAGGUGAAUGAAGGCAAAGCAGAGAAAAGUGAGGAGAAAGGCAUUAAUAUAGAGGAAGCAACUGAGGAAGGUAUAAAAAGUGUGAUUAAUUUUCUAAAAGAUAAAAUUCCGGGAUUGAAAGUUAAAGUCAUGAAUGUCAAUGUUACUGAGGAAGUGACCGAGGAUGGUGAUUCUGUGAAGCAGUUGAUGCAAGAAAAUGAUGAGAAAGAAAGUUCUGGUGAGAGUUCUGAAGAUGAAAGUAAGCUGGAUGAGAUUCAGCCAAAUGAGGUCACUCUUGGAGGAGGUAGCAAUACAACAACAGAAGAUGAAAAGGAUUUAGAUAUGAAACUUUUUAUUGGUGGAGUUGUACAUAACAAUGAGGAUACUCCCACCAAGGAUGAGUAUGUGCGUCACCCAGCUGAAAUAAAUGAUAUGGAGAGGGAUUCCUUUGUUCUGCAUAUUCCUUGCAGAAACAUAGAUUAUGAUACCAUGGAUAGUAAAGUGUCAAAAGUCAAAGUGGCAACUGUAGCAGCUGAAGGGGUCGAGCUUAUGCCUACUGAUGUAGCCAAGGCAUUUUUGACUUCUGACAAAGUUUCUUCAAAGGUUUCAAGAAGUGUGCGUGAAAUAGUCAAACUUGCUGUUAGUCAAGCACAGAAAAAGAAUAGAUUGUCUGAGUUCACAAAUUUUAAUCGGAUCACCACAUCCAAUGGAGAUCUAGAUCCAUUUGAGGGUCUAUACGUUGGUGCAUUUGGCCCUUAUGGAACUGAGGUAGUGCAGCUGAGGCGUAAAUUUGGCCACUGGAAUGGUUCUGAUAACGAAGAUGAUGCUUCAGAUAUUGAGUUCUUUGAAUAUGUUGAGGCAGUGAAGCUAACUGGGGAUCUAAAUGUUCCUGCAGGCCAGGUGACGUUUCGUGCCAAAAUUGGGAGAGGGAAUCGACUUUCCAACCGUGGGAUGUAUCCGGAGGAAUUAGGAGUGGUUGCAAGUUAUAAAGGUCAAGGAAGAAUAGCUGAAUUUGGGUUCCGAAAUCCACAAUGGGUUGAUGGAGAACUUCUCCAGCUUAAUGGCAAGGGUAUUGGACCAUAUGUCAAAGGUGCAGACCUCGGUUUCCUUUAUGUCAUCCCUGAGCAAAGUUUUCUGGUUCUGUUCAACCGUUUGAAACUACCACACUGAGCAUGGUAUAUACUGUUGGAAACCCAUAGGGGAUAUCAGGGAGAAGAUGUGUCAUGCAGCAAUUGGUGCAAACUCCACUAGAAGAAAAGGUUUGAUGAAUGGAAAUUGAAUUGCUUUUGGCAGGGGGAUGGUGUUGGCACAAAUAGGAGGAAUCUGUGAAGCGAAAGAAGAUUGAAAAAGUUGGGUGGAAUUUGUGCCUUUAGCUGAUAAAAGGAUAGCCCACUCUUAAAGAAACCCCAAAAGAACUUUACUUUAGCCUAUAAAAUAAAAAGUUGCAUUGAAAGCUUUUCUUGGGUCUUAUUAGUCUUCACAAUCAAAUUAUGUUAGCAGCCAUAUAAUUUUUUUUCUUUCCUUAAUUGCUUAUAGGGGGUAAUUAGGGGAUCUUACUACUGUUAAUGAUCAUUAUUGUAAUUAGGGGAUCUUGUUACAGUUAACGAUCAUUAUUCCUUACUUUCAAAGGAGCAAGUCCAUCCAAAACAUUUCAAAUGACAA
Messenger RNA from Ziziphus jujuba (common jujube), 2732 nucleotides. RefSeq names its product protein EXECUTER 2, chloroplastic. Gene Ontology annotation, cellular component: thylakoid membrane. Bases 225 to 2240 code for a protein of 671 amino acids. NCBI's taxonomy places the organism in Eukaryota, Viridiplantae, Streptophyta, Magnoliopsida, Rosales, Rhamnaceae. Gene Ontology annotation, biological process: singlet oxygen-mediated programmed cell death; response to singlet oxygen. The transcript is spliced from 12 exons. The record is from RefSeq and is a predicted model, not a curated record.